AUUCUUGAAUUCGCCCCUCUGUCGCUUGCCUUUGACGCAUUCCCUCUCAUUCUUUAUCUCCUCUUUGCUGUUUGUUCGCUUUUAUCUUUUGGGCUUCGGGUUGUUUCCAGUCCUUUGGGAUCUCCGUGUUCUUCUCUGUUCUUCCGUUUUGUUUUGGAAUCGAUCCCCAUCGUCUCUUCCCUCAUCUGCCUCCUGUUGUUUGUUUCUUCUGUUCGAUUCUGUGGGUUUUUUCUGUUUCUUGUUAACCGAUUUGUGUGUGAUUCCGAUGGACGGUGAUUACCAUCGACGCGGCCUGGUGGCGAAUGAACGUUCACCCACUUACUUUGUUCGGUUGGAUAAACCAAGGGCAGUAGACGAUCUGUAUAUAGGCAAAAGAGAAAAGAUGCGUAGGUGGCUGUGCUGUGCUCGUCAUAUCGAAGAACCUUACCAUUCAGCUGAACACGAAAGCCUCAAAAGUCCCAGGCACCAUAAUGAUGGCUAUGCGAGAAAACCACCGGCUCCUGUGAAGCCGGAUGUCCUCAAGGAACCUCCUCCGAUUGAUGUGCCAAAGUUGUCAUUGGAUGAGUUAAAAGAAAAGACUGACAAUUUUGGUUCUAAAGCAUUGAUCGGAGAAGGAUCAUAUGGAAGAGUAUACUAUGCGAACUUGGAUGAUGCAAAGGCUGUGGCGGUGAAGAAGCUCGAUAAUUCGGCUGAACCUGAAUCAAAUGUAGAGUUUUUGACACAGAUCUCCAGGGUUUCGAAGUUGAAGCAUGAAAACUGUGUUCAGCUCCUUGGCUACUGUGUUGAAGGGAAUAACCGUGUCCUCGUGUAUGAGUUUGCCACCAUGGGAUCCUUGCAUGACAUUUUACAUGGGAGAAAAGGGGUCCAAGGGGCACAGCCUGGACCGACCCUUGAAUGGAUGCAGCGAGUAAGAAUUGCGGUUGAUGCAGCUAGGGGUCUGGAAUACUUGCAUGAGAAAGUUCAACCUCCCAUAAUACAUAGAGACAUCCGUUCGAGCAAUGUUCUUCUCUUUGAAGACUUCAAAGCCAAGAUUGCCGAUUUUAAUCUAUCGAAUCAAGCUCCUGAUAUGGCUGCUCGCCUUCAUUCAACCAGAGUUUUGGGAACAUUUGGUUACCAUGCUCCAGAGUACGCUAUGACUGGACAGUUGACGCAAAAGAGUGACGUAUACAGUUUCGGUGUAGUGCUCCUGGAGCUUUUAACCGGGAGAAAGCCCGUCGAUCAUACAAUGCCGCGUGGACAACAAAGUCUUGUAACCUGGGCAACACCAAGGCUGAGCGAAGACAAAGUCAAACAAUGUGUUGAUCCAAAGCUUCAAGGGAAUUAUCCUCCCAAAGCAGUUUCUAAGCUUGCAGCAGUGGCAGCUCUCUGCGUGCAAUAUGAAGCAGAGUUCAGGCCGAACAUGAGCAUCGUGGUAAAAGCCCUGCAGCCAUUGUUGAGGCCUCCAUCCACAGCUGUUCCCGCCCCCGAAACCUGAUCUCCCGUUAAACUGAAAGACCCAUUACCGAGUUCAGUCUGGUAAUUCAAGAUUUCCGCAGGAAUGGUUGCAAAGUUUGGUUUCCAAUGUUUUUCUCAUCUGUGGAUGGAUGUCUUCAAGACUCAAAGAAGAGUGUUUUUUACUCCUUUUGAGGUUCUGUCAAGGAAUGGAAUAUGAGGGACAUAUGUGUAGGGAUUGAGUUCAUUUGAGAGAGGGAUGUGUUUUCAUUGUCUGUUUUGGUGGGGCUUGAUGAAAAUGUUACAUAAGGUUUGCGCGUUUAGUAACACAACGUUAUCAACUCUGGAUUGUUGUCUCCUCUGGAUUCUUUCAUAUGUCUUUAUUUAUUACAGCUUGUGGGUUUUAAAGUCUA
Messenger RNA from Tarenaya hassleriana, 1844 nucleotides. Its product is annotated as PTI1-like tyrosine-protein kinase 3. The record is from RefSeq and is a predicted model, not a curated record. NCBI's taxonomy places the organism in Eukaryota, Viridiplantae, Streptophyta, Magnoliopsida, Brassicales, Cleomaceae. The coding region runs from base 266 to 1474 and encodes 402 amino acids. Gene Ontology annotation, molecular function: ATP binding; protein tyrosine kinase activity. Gene Ontology annotation, biological process: protein phosphorylation. The transcript is spliced from 8 exons.